Messenger RNA from Copidosoma floridanum, 1244 nucleotides. RefSeq lists its product as uncharacterized. The record is from RefSeq and is a predicted model, not a curated record. NCBI's taxonomy places the organism in Eukaryota, Metazoa, Arthropoda, Insecta, Hymenoptera, Encyrtidae.
AUGAUCGUGUACUGCUCGGCCGAGCACCGCCUCGAGGACGCGGCGCGCCACGGCCAGCUGUGCGCCGUGCUAACGAGGCUCUGCCGGGACACGGACAGCCUCGCCCUGGCCAAGGACCUCGGGCCCGAGGAGUACCGGAGCUUCCGCGUGGGGCUGCUGUCGGUGGCGGAGGCCGCGCUCUGCCGGCCGAUGGAGCCGUGGGAGCGCGAGGUCCUCCUCUACCCGCGGCUGUGCCGGCUCUGCCACGGCUCGCCGCCCCUGGAGUGCUGCCCCGCCUGUGGGAUGGAGUUUUUCUGCCCGGGCCACGGAGCCAGCCACGGGGCCCACUGCGACCAGCUGCGCGUCUUCAGGGGUGUACUCGAGGCCCAGGCGGAGCGAGGAUUCGAGGCGCCCAGGAUACCGGAUCUGGUGGUGGCCGUGGGCGGCGAUGGGCUACCGGGGGACUUUGACGCGCUGAUGGGGGAGGUUUUCGCGCCCUGCGACUACGAGAGGAUGGACUGUUGCUCGUACGCCGCGCUGUCGCAAGCCGCCAGUCCGGCGCUCACGGCUUUUCACGGGCUGAGGUGCUUGGCCGGACUGGACCCGGCUGGACGAGGCGCCCUGAGAGGCGAGUCUUUAACGAUUCACGUGAUCGGCGCGGAGCUGCAGUUCGAGUGCGCGAACCUCUCGGUCUGGGAAAAGCUGUUUUUACACUUGCUGCCGAGCCUCCGUAAUCUCAGGCUGGAAUUUUGCGGUCCUGAGCUACAGGUGCCCCCGGACAUUGCUGAGAUUCUCCGGCAUCCGAGGUUGUGCGCCAACUGUCGAACUAAGAAACGCAAGAUCGACGUUGCCUUCCACUGCAACAAACUUUACCAUCAAAUUGAAACCGGGAGACCUGACAUGGUCUGCUUGUUCAAUCCGGGAUUAUAUAGGACGACUGGAUUUGCUAAUCAGGACACGUGGCCCCAGACGAUCGAAAAGUUCUGCGACUACGGAGUACCCGUGCUGGUGACCUCGUACACGGAGAUGGAGUUGCCGCACGACUUGGUGCGCAUUCGCGAGUACCGUAAUUUAAAAAUCGAGUUGGAGCCUAGGAGGAACCCAUUCGCCUCGCAAAAACCGGAACGCAACUUUGUCAGUGACGAUGUGACUCCUCUCAUCUACAAGAACUACUUCUUUAGCCUAAUCAGGGGAGUCCCUGGAAACGAGCACACGAGUGCCGAUUCGAACUGAUUUUACUAUUUUAAGUCUGGUAUAAAUGUGGG